Molecule: messenger RNA, 1854 nt
Organism: Closterium sp. Naga37s-1
Lineage: Eukaryota; Viridiplantae; Streptophyta; Zygnematophyceae; Desmidiales; Closteriaceae
Source: the annotation of a GenBank genome assembly
AUGGACGUCGCUCGUAGACCUGCCGAGCGGGUCGAGGUAGCUGUCGACUCAGGUGCUGCUAGGGGUGCUGAGCCUGCGGGUGCGGGGAUUGGGGGUGCGGGGACUGGGGGUGCUGAGCCUGAGCAUGUGGAGCCUGGGGGUGCUGAGUCUGGGCGUGCUGAGCCUGGGGGUGCUGAGCCUGGGCGUGUGGGACCUGAGGGUACUGCGUCUGGAGGUGCUGAGCUUGCACGUACUGAGUCUGGAGGUGCUCUAGGUGUCCCGUCGCGGCGGGAGCCCCUCUCUCCACAGCAGCUUCGUGAGUGGUACUCUCGGCGCUAUCGAGGUGCUGCUGGUGCUGGUGUUGCUGGAGCUGCUGGAGGUGCUGCUAGAGCUGCUGGAGGUGCUACUGGUGCUGGUGCUGCUGGAGCUGCUGGAGGUGCUGCUGGAGCUGUUGGAGUUGCUGCUCGUGCUGGAGGUGCUGCUGGUACUGGAGUUGCUGGAGCUGCUGGAGGUGCUGCUGAUGCUGGAGCUGCUGGAGCUGCUGGCGGUGCUGCUGGUACUGGAGGUGUUGCUGGUGCUGGAGCUGCAGGAGCUGCUGGAGGUGCUGCUGGUGCUGGAGCUGCUGGAGCUCGUGGAGCUGCUGGAGGUGUUGCUGGUGGUGGAGGUCCUGCUGGUACUGGAGCUGCUGGAGCUGCUGGAGGUGCUGGUGGUGCUGGAGCUGCUGGAGCUGCUGGAGGUGCUGCUGGGACUAGAGGUGCUGCUGGGACUGGAGACCCUGGGGCUGAGGGUACCGGUUCUGUCUCUGCUGUUUCUGGAGGCGCUGCGCGGCCGCGGCCGUACUACGUUCCACUCCUUCAGCAGUUUCUUGGUUCCCCGCCUUCUCCUGGUCCUCCUCCUCCUUUCCUGAGUCCACCGCCUGUCCAGUCCCAGUCGCAGUUACAGCUGGCCUCUCCACUGCCAAGUCCUUCUCCUUACUCUGGACCGACUAGAGGUCUUACGGAGCGUCGUGAGCCUGAGUCGCGUCCUGCGUCGCCUGUCCGUACUGUUCGCGCUGGUCGUGUUUUGCGUCCGCGUCCUCCUCCUGUCCCUGGCACUCACUCUAUGACUCUGUGUCCUUCCACUGCUCCACAGCGUGUCCCUCAGCCGUCUACUCCUGCGUCCUCUCUUCCUGCCUGUCCGGACCCUGCGUCUGACUCCCUUCGUGCUGCUAGUCCAGCUGUCACACGCUUUCUGGCCACUGCUGUCACGAACCCUUUGUUUGAGUCCACUGCUGCGUCUGCUCUUGUUACUGAGCUUGUUGACUUUGCUGCAGCCUGUCGCCCAGACUACGCCACUAGUCUUGUUGCUGAGUCUGCGUCUGCGUGUGUCUGUCCUCCGUCCGUCGGGGGUGAGUGUGCUCUUGGCACGGACGUUCUUGAGGACAGACAGGAGGAGUUUGAGUGCUUUGCCGCUACUGUACCUCAUCUCGUGUCCAUGCUGCUUGCCCCUGAGGGAGACCCGGAUGCACCAGACAUCCCGACCCCGCGCUCUUACGCAGAGGCGAUAGAGGGUCCCUACUCCUCUCAGUGGCAGGCAGCCAUGGACGCCGAGAUGGCUUCCUGGAAGUUCACAGGCACCUACGUAGACGAGGUUCCCCCACCUGGGGCGAACAUCGUCAAUGGCAUGUGGAUCUUCAGGGUGAAGCGGCCGCCGGGUUCUCCGCCUGCCUUCAAGGUGCGUUACGUUGCACGUGGCUUCAGUCAGCGACAGGGAGUUGACUUCUUUCAGGCCUUCUCCCCUACCCCGAAGAUGACCACUCUUCGGGUACUGCUGCACGUUGCUGCUCACCGUGACUACGAGCUCCACUCGCUUGACUUCAGCACAGCCUUCCUAUAG